Branchiostoma floridae (Florida lancelet) is the source of this 1525-nucleotide messenger RNA. RefSeq names its product zinc finger protein 782-like. Bases 64 to 999 code for a protein of 311 amino acids. Gene Ontology annotation, cellular component: nucleus. Lineage: Eukaryota; Metazoa; Chordata; Leptocardii; Amphioxiformes; Branchiostomatidae. Gene Ontology annotation, molecular function: RNA polymerase II cis-regulatory region sequence-specific DNA binding; DNA-binding transcription activator activity, RNA polymerase II-specific. The record is from RefSeq and is a predicted model, not a curated record. The transcript is spliced from 2 exons. Gene Ontology annotation, biological process: regulation of transcription by RNA polymerase II.
UUGUCUUAUUAGGAAAGGGACUCAUUACCGCCAGUAUUCACAAGUGUCAGAGACCUACUCAACAUGGCGACCCCGGCUGUAUCUCAUCUGAAACAAGAGGAGCCACUUCCGAGUACACACAAGUGUGACGAGCGCGGUAAGGAGUUUAGUCAACUUAUUUACUUCAAGAGACACGUGCGUACUCACACGGAUGAAAAACCUUUUAGUUGCGGGAAUUGCGGGAAACAGUUUAGUAUGCCGAGUCAUCUGAAGAUACACAUGCGGACUCAUACCGGCGAGAAGCCCUAUAGGUGCGAUGAAUGCAGCAAACAGUUCAGUCAGCUGUGUAGUCUGAAGAGGCACAUGCGGACUCAUACCGGUGAGAAGCCUUUUAGGUGCGAUGAAUGUUGCAAACAGUUUAGCUUGCUGGGUUCCCUGGAGAAGCACAUGCGGACUCACACCGGUGAGAAACCUUACAGAUGUGCGGAGUGCGGCAGACAGUUCAGUCAGCUUGGUGACAUGAAGAGACAUAUAAAGACUCACACCGGUGAGAAGUCCUAUAAGUGCGAAGAAUGUAGCAAACGGUUUACUGAGCUGAGUCAACUGAAAAGGCAUAUGCGGACUCACACUGGUGAGAAACCUUACAAAUGUGAGGAGUGCGAUAGGCAGUUCAGUCACCUGGGUAAUCUGAAGAGUCAUAUGCAGAUUCACACAAGUGAGAAGCCCUAUAGGUGCGAUGAAUGCAACAAACAGUUCCGUGUCGUCGGUUAUCUGAAGAGUCAUAUGCGGACUCACACUGGUGAGAAACCAUACAAAUGUGAGGAGUGCAGCAAACAGUUUAGUCAGCUGUGUAAUCUGAAGUUACAUUUGCGAACUCACACAGGUGAGAAGCCAUACAAAAGUGAGAAGUGCAGCAAGCAGUUCAGUGUGCUGAGUAAUCUAAAGACACAUUUGCGAACUCACACCGGCGAAAAGCCAUACAGAUGUGAGAAGUGCAGCAUGGUGUGCUGGGUUCUAUGAAGAGGCACAUGUGGACUCACACCAGUGAGAAGCCCUAUAGUUGCAAAGAAUACAGUAAACAGUUCGUGUGCUCGACUCUCUGAAGGAUCACAUGCGAACACAUACUGGGGAAAACCUUACAGGUGUGAGAAGUGUAGCAGACAGUUCAGGUGUUUGGGUCAUCUGAAGAGCCAUAUGCGGACUCACACAGGUGAGACCAUACAGUACUCAGGAGCUUGCGUCAGUCAAACUGUCUCCGGAGCCACAUGCGAACCCACAGCAAUGAAAGUUCAUAGCUAACGUUUCCGAUGUGAAAGUUACAGGCAAGUUCUGCAUCAGGGGUAAUAGGAAGAGACAAGCAGCGAAGAGGAAGCCACAAACCAACGUUCGCGCAUGUGUAUGUUUUAGCCACUGAUGCAAGUUCGAUGCUUCGUUGUAUAAUUUAAAGACUGGACUGACAUUUACUAUACUAUUGAUAUACUGCUGACAUUUGGAGACGUUUACGUAUAUUCAUAAUCUGUUGGCAUCACAGAUUCCCUUAACCAAU